AUGCACAACGAAAAAGGCGUCGCCAGCGCCGAGCAAAGCGACUCAUCUGGUAUUUGGGAGCUUCCGAAAUCGGAAGUCGAGGAACGGCACAUCGGCGAUCCCUCUUCAUCAAUUGAACAUGACGCGGGCUUGGAAAGGGCAGCUCGUCGCAAAGUCGACCUUUCGGUCUUGCUGAUCCUCUUCCUCGGCCUUCUGGUCUUCCAGCUUGACCGCAUGAACCUCGCCAGCGCGCUGACAGGCGGCUUUGCAAAGGACAUCUCCAUAGAUCAGAGCACCAUCAACCUCGGCAACCAGCUGAUGUUUAUGGGCAUCGUGGUGUUUGAGAUUCCCUGCAACAUGGUUCUCCAACGACUAGGGCCGAGAAAGUGGAUUGCAGGCCAGGUAUUUGCCUUUGGUCUCACCGCGACGAUGCAGAUAUUCGUCAAGAACAGGGCUGGCUUUCUCGCGGCGCGCCUGUUGCUCGGCUUCUCCGAGGCUGGCUAUAUUCCCGGCUCCAUCUACACGCUCUCUACGUGGUACACCCCGAGCGAGCGCGCCAAGAAGGUGGCCAUCUUCUUCUUUGGCAUGUUUGGCGGAAACGCCGUCAGUCCGCUCCUCGCCUCUGGCAUCCUUCGCAUGGACGGCCUGCGGGGACUUCGUGGCUGGCAGUGGCUGUUUCUACUUGAGGGAUUGUUCACAAUCUUGGUGGCGUGUAUUUUCGUGCUCUGUCUGCCGCACAGUGUGAGCAGGCCGUCGCCGCUCGUAGGACCGGGUACCCUGCGACUUUCUGACCGAGAAAAAGAACUUCUUCACGAGCGUCUCGCUGCGGAGAAGGGUUCCGAGCAAGACGACGAAAAGUCAAUUGACUGGAAGCUCGUCUGGAGUGUCAUCUCACAUUAUCGACGCUGGCCGACGUUGAUAUCCUCAUUCUGCGUCUUUUCCACCUGGUCCCCUCUGACGACCUAUACGCCAUCCAUCAUCAUGGCUCUGGGGUUUGAGCGCACCGAGGCGAAUGCCCUCGCGGCCGUCGGCGCCUUCCUGGCCCUGGUCGUGGUCUUCUUCUUCGCCUACGUCAGCGACAAGACGAAUCUUCGCGGGGCCACCGUCAUUUCCGCGCAGGUCUGCUUCCUCAUCUGCGUCGUCGUCGCGCGGCAGGCUCAUCCCUUUGUCGGCCGGUGGUCGCGCUGGGGUCUGUGGACGGCGGUCAACGCCUUCGCGGUCGGCUACCAUCCCGUGUCGAAUACGUGGCUGCAGCUGAAUUGCCGUGAUAGGCGAGAGCGCAGCAUCGGCAUCGCGUAA
Messenger RNA from Cordyceps fumosorosea ARSEF 2679, 1278 nucleotides. RefSeq names its product Major facilitator superfamily transporter. Gene Ontology annotation, molecular function: transmembrane transporter activity. NCBI's taxonomy places the organism in Eukaryota, Fungi, Ascomycota, Sordariomycetes, Hypocreales, Cordycipitaceae. Bases 1 to 1278 code for a protein of 425 amino acids. The transcript has 5 exons. Gene Ontology annotation, cellular component: membrane. Gene Ontology annotation, biological process: transmembrane transport. The record is from RefSeq and is a predicted model, not a curated record.